This is a messenger RNA of Megalops cyprinoides (Indo-Pacific tarpon), 1107 nucleotides long. RefSeq names its product spermatogenesis-associated protein 24-like. The coding region runs from base 289 to 870 and encodes 193 amino acids. Gene Ontology annotation, cellular component: nucleus; cytoplasm. The transcript is spliced from 6 exons. Lineage: Eukaryota; Metazoa; Chordata; Actinopteri; Elopiformes; Megalopidae. Gene Ontology annotation, molecular function: DNA binding. The record is from RefSeq and is a predicted model, not a curated record.
CUACCGAACUAACCAAUUGUUAUAUUGAUAGCUAUAUAAAUUUUAGUACAUGGCUCUAUGAUUUAUUAUCGUUAGUAUAUUGAUAUAAGAUUACAACGAAUUCUAGGCGCUGGCUGACUACAUGUGUAAUAACAGUGGUAGUGUCCUUCCGUACUUCCGCAACCGUUUCUAAGGUAACCUUUUCCUGUGGAACUGACUCUUCCCCGUUUGCGAACUACAAGUGAAUGGGCAUUUAGGUAGCCAUUAUUUUUGUUUUGUGCUGCUUUGUUUUAUUUAUCUGACCACAAAAUGCAAUCAUCAUCGACGAACGUAAGUGACGUGGUGUUUGGACAACUACAAGACGUCAUUCGGAUACAACAAAGCGUUAUCUUGAGACUGAAUGAGAAGCUAUCCCUUCAGGACAAAGACAUGGUGCCAUUUGAUAAAUAUGCAGGACUUGUUUCUGAACUAAAGGAGGAAAGACAUCAACACAACCAGACAAGGGAGCGGUUCUUGAAGGAGUCAGAGAAACUAAACUUUGCCAUGGGAGAGAUACAGGUUCUUAAAGGACGACUGGAAAGCGAAAGGGAGUCUUUUGAAAAGGCGCUACACAACGAGAGGAACAGAGCAAAGAAGGAGUCUGCCAAAAAUGACAAACUGAUCAGCAAGUGUGACCGCAUCAAAUCCAUCAUUAUGAAGCGCGAAGGCAUCCUAAAUGAGAAAGAGAAUCAAAUAAAGGAGCUGCAGACCAAACUGGACAAGCAGAGGAGAACUCUGAAUGCUCGGCUGACAGAGCUGGACAUCCGGAGGCAGCAGGAGGAGUACAUGGCCAGGGUGCUGCAGCAGAGGAGUCGAGUCGAGGGAGCAGCAGGUCACAGCUCACCACGCUGAGCGGCCGCGUGGGUCAUAAGAAAGAGGCUAAUUGAUCCAGUGUCCCAGCAGAGAAAAAACGCUGUUGCAGUAGCUCUGCCCACAGGCCGAGGAGCUGGGCCGUCUACCUUUUUGUGACAGUUUCCAUGUGAGACUUCUGCCCAUUUGCGGGAGUUGCACUGGGACAACUGAGCAAGGUGGACGUCUUGGACACAUUCACUCCGUCAGUAUAGUUGUAGUGAAUGGCAAAAGGGAACA